UAAACUUCAACGCUCGGAAACGUAUAGUACCAUGAAAGCGGCAUGCAUUAUCUUGACCAUCAUCAUCUGUGUCGCCAUCAUGGCGGUCUGCGUGAUGGUGAAGUUCGCCACAGAUAUCACAGUGGACGAGAAAAAGCGGGAGCUCCAGUCCCUUGGCGGGGUCAACCAGGUCGCCAAGUCCAUAGUUGUGAUAGCUCUGAAGGAUAACCAGAGCAUACCGAUAGCUGAGAGGUUUCCUUACGUCGCUGCCAUCGCGAGGAAUUCCUCCAACUCCUGGUCGUUCGCCUGCUUCGCCAGCGUUAUCCUGGUCAAAUGGGUGGUUACGUCCGCACAUUGCAGGAAAAAGGGCGCAACCCACAGAGUUCUAUUACUCAACGAUUUCGCCCGAAACAUAAGUAGAACUUUCCCCAUUCUGUACUGGAGAAUCCACGAGAAGUUUAACAUCAAUACCACUGUACCAAUGUAUGACAUUGCGGUUGCCAAAUUCAACAUGGAGGCCACUCCAAUGACAAUCAAACCCUCCACGUUUGAUGAUAGACUUGUCGAAGACUGUGAAGCGAGUAUAUGGAAGACUGUAUCUACAAUGGACAGGAAAAUAUACUUGAUCAAUGAUUUUGACAAGCUCCACGUCCAAAUCGCGUCCCCUGGUAGGUGUUAUGAGAGUUACGGGAUCCAGGCUGAUGAAAGCAUGAUCUGCAUUGACCUGAGCGGAUACGACGACUGUUUCGUCCACGAGUUCGGCCCGAUAUACAAUAAGGACAAGGUGGUCGGGAUACUAGCGGCGAAACCGAAGGACUGCGAAGUCAAAUUCGCCGUGUUCACGAACGUCUCUUAUUAUGCGACGUGGAUUUUGAAGUUGACGCACACGACGGCUUAUUAA
Molecule: messenger RNA, 880 nt
Organism: Pararge aegeria (speckled wood butterfly)
Lineage: Eukaryota; Metazoa; Arthropoda; Insecta; Lepidoptera; Nymphalidae
Product: kallikrein-11-like
Exons: 2
Coding region: 32-880 (282 amino acids)
Biological process (GO): proteolysis
Molecular function (GO): serine-type endopeptidase activity
Source: RefSeq, a predicted model, not a curated record